GCCUGCUACUCGUCGCCCAAAAUUAUGUUCAAAUCUCUCUCUGUUGUCACGGCCCUUGCGCUCGCGCUCGGCAUUGCCGCCCAGAGCAUCGACAUCGGUUAUCCCACCGCGGGUCUCGCGCUCGUCCCCGGGCAGAACUUCACUGUGGAAGUCGAUCGACCUGACACCCUCACCGGAUCCACGGAGGUCGCAGUUGUCAUCGGUUUGAGGUCUUGCGGGACUCAACCGUCCUGCGACGCCGUCUCCGCACAGGAAGAUAUCGGCAGCAUAUUGUAUAACGGCCCCUACAACCCGGUGUUCACGCUUGAUGACCCUGCAACCCGUUUCAAGCCCCCACACCAAAACUUCACCGUAACCGUUCCUCCAGCGGAAAUAUCUGGGCUUGCCGUCCUCAGCGUGACUCAUCUGAGUCUAGUAGGGGCUGGACCAUUCGCUUUACUUGAAACCAAGAACAUAACGGUUAACAUCACCUCAGCUUGAUCUUACGAUACUUUCAUGUUGGACAAGUUUUUUGGACCCUGAAGGCCUGAUGGACCUGUGUAUCCGGACUCUGUAUAAUUCGUACCAUAAUCACGUACCCACGCGUUCCGGUUCUAAUCAAAUGCAAUUUGUCGACCCCAGAUGAAUUUUCUUCUGCUUCCGCCCGCUGCACAGCCUACAUGAUAGCAUUUCAAGGCACGAUCAUUCCACCGUGGUGAUGUGAAUGCAAUGCACAAGAAC
This is a messenger RNA of Punctularia strigosozonata HHB-11173 SS5, 720 nucleotides long. RefSeq lists its product as uncharacterized. Bases 25 to 480 code for a protein of 151 amino acids. The transcript is spliced from 4 exons. NCBI's taxonomy places the organism in Eukaryota, Fungi, Basidiomycota, Agaricomycetes, Corticiales, Punctulariaceae. The record is from RefSeq and is a predicted model, not a curated record.